This is a messenger RNA of Lytechinus variegatus (green sea urchin), 1619 nucleotides long. Its product is annotated as ankyrin repeat domain-containing protein 66-like. The record is from RefSeq and is a predicted model, not a curated record. The coding region runs from base 252 to 797 and encodes 181 amino acids. Gene Ontology annotation, molecular function: protein binding. NCBI's taxonomy places the organism in Eukaryota, Metazoa, Echinodermata, Echinoidea, Temnopleuroida, Toxopneustidae. The transcript is spliced from 4 exons.
UCGUUUGAUGCAGGUGCGUGCACUACUGUUGAGUGUUGUUGUAUGUUAACGUUAUAUUUGUACCUGCUGGUGAUGGUAUCUCUCGAAUUUUGAUUAUAUUCACAUUUGUUUUUAUUUAAACUGUCUGUGACAGUGGCGUGGGUACCUAAAAAGGAACUGCACCAAGUCAAGAGAUGAGGCCAAACAGUAAUAUCUGGUUGGUGAAAGUUUAAAGGAAACAGCAGAAGUCCACAGAAGGUAUUCUUGCUAUCAUGAUGACAGAGCUGCAUGAAGCCGCUGCAUCGGGGGACAGUGCCCAAAUUGAAUUGCUGCUGACGACUGGAAAAUAUGACAUUAACGGACCAGACUUGGAAUGGAAUUCAAGGUGUCCAAUUCACUGGGCUGCUAUCAAAGGGCAUGCAGAGAGUAUACGACUUCUGGCAAGCUACGGAGCGAGGCUGGAUGUCGUGACUGAUGAAGGCUGGACGGCGACCCACUUUGCCUGCGAGCAGGGGAAAAUACUUGCACUGAGGGCGCUAUACAAAUCGGGUGCGUUGAUCGACAUGGAAGAUAAUUUUGGAGAUACCCCUCAGCGUGUAGCUGAGAUAUAUGGUCACGACGAUUGCGUUACUUUUAUCAACGAGGCCCGGAUCGAGAUUGAGGAGAAGAAGCGGCAAGCUGAGAUCGAGGCAAAGAUAGAAGCAGAGAGGAAGAGGCUGGAGGAAGAGAAAGCCAAGCAGGGGAAAAUCUUGAAACAUCUGACAGAAAAGAAGGAAAAGAAGUCUAUACCUUCAAGAUGGAGGAAAGGAAAAAGAUGACCAAUCAAAAUUACUUCUAUUAGCUGAAAAAACCUUGUUACUCAAAAGUUUAAGUCUCAAAAGACAGCUCAGGAAAAGGUCUCAUUAUAGGUAAGACAUAAGUUGCAAACUUCUUAUGCCUAAAAAGUGUUCUCCUAAAGGAUCAAAGAGGCUGUUUUCAGACAAUGCGAGGUUGCCGUCAUUGGCAUGAUUCAAGAAUACAUACUUCACUAGGCUGUCCGGAAUUUUCUCCAUUUUGAUACGUUUAAACAGCUCACCAGUUCAUUAUACUUUUAUCUGCUGACUACUGCAUUUUGUCAUUCCAAAAGGCUCUGUACUGCUGGAGCUGCCUGGUUCCAGUAAGAAAUAGGUUGACCUUUUGACUACUGAAUUCUGGGAUCCCCAUAGGCUUUGUACAGGAUCACUUAGUUCCAGAAGGAAAUAGUUUAGCCCGUUGACUGCUGAAUUCUGUGAUUCCCAUUUAUAUUUGUACAGGGAUCGACUGGUCCCAGUAGGCAAUGGGUUAACCUUUUGACUGCUGAAUUCUGUAAUUCUCAUAGACUUUGUACAGGAAUACCCAAUUCCAGUAAGAAAGAGGUUAACCUGCUGACUAUACUGAAUUCUGUGAUUCCCAUUAUAUUUGUUCAGGGAUCAACUGGUCCCAGUAGGCAAUGGGUUAACCUGUUGAUUGCUGAAUUCUGUAAUUCUCAUAGACUUUGUACAGGAAUACCCGAUUCAAGUAAGAAAGAGGUUAACCUAUUGACUAUACUGAAUUCUGUGAUUCCCAUUAUAUUUGUACAGGGAUCAACUGGUCCCAGUAGGCAAUGGGUUAACCUGUUGAAU